Messenger RNA from Acanthosepion pharaonis, 1908 nucleotides. The record is from the annotation of a GenBank genome assembly. Lineage: Eukaryota; Metazoa; Mollusca; Cephalopoda; Sepiida; Sepiidae.
AUGAAUUAUGAUAACGAAUCUUCUCAGAAACGGUCUAAAGUAGCUUACAUCUUCAACCAAGACUUGUUGAAAUGGUCUGAUCUUGCUGACAAAGUUCGUCAUCGGGCUAAACUAGUUCAUGGUUUAAUUGAAGCUUAUGGUUUAUUGAAGCACAUGAGGAUUGUGAAUCCUGCCAUUGCCAGUUAUGAGCAGAUGUUACAGUUUCACUCAAGCAAUUACCUACAAUUUCUUCAGUCCAUUAAUGAUGUCGAUGAUGAAGAGAAAUAUAUGGAAGAAGCUGACCAGUACGGUCUGACAUAUGAUUGUCCCACCCACAAAGGCAUUUAUGAUUACAUCAGUCAUAUUGCAGGUAGUACAAUUCAAGCAGCUCAUUGUCUGACAGACAAAAAUGAUCCAUGCCAAGUGGCCAUUAAUUGGUUUGGUGGAUGGCAUCAUGCUCAAAGAGACACAGCUGCUGGUUUCUGUUACGUCAAUGACUGUGUGCUGGCAAUACUAGAAUUGAGGAAGGACUAUGACCGUGUCCUUUAUGUUGAUCUGGAUCUCCAUCAUGGAGAUGGUGUGGAAGAAGCAUUUGCUGCCACUUCUAAAGUAUUUACAGUUUCAUUUCAUAAAUUCUCAGCUGGAUUUUUUCCAGGAACUGGCAAAGCAAAUGACAUCGGCUUUGGGAAAGGUCUUUACCAUUGCGUAAAUGUUCCCUUUAUAGACGGACUGAAAGAUCUGGAGUUUGUUGCUUUCUUUAAAAGAGUGUUGUCUGAAAUUUUCCGAGUGUUUGUUCCGGAAGUCAUUGUUUGCCAGUGUGGGGCUGAUGGUAUUGCUGGUGACCCCAUGAAUUCCUUUAAUCUUACACCUCGAGGUUUGGCUGCCUGUGUACGUUACUUAAACACCUUCAACCUGCCUUUAUUACUUCUUGGUGGAGACCCUCAGGCUAGCAAGCUCUGGAGACUAUGGUACCGUAAUUUUAAUUAUUACUUAUCAACUAUUGCUUCUUUAAACCCGGACAAACUCAAAGUCCUUUAUUUAAAUAUCGGUACUACCGUUGCUGAUGUUAUCGAGGGUUGUUCUGGAUUUGAACAUGCUGUUGAAUUGCUGAGAAGUGUUUAUGACAAGUCUCCACGUGUUAUUCACGCUAGACAUUUGUUGUCUACGCGUCUGCAGCAGGAAAAUGAGUCUGUAGACCAAUAUCUUCAGGCCUUGAAUCGACUUGCUGCUGAUUGUUGCUUCCAAGAUGUUACUGCUACUACUUACAGGGAUGAAUCUGUCCGUGAUGCAUUUAUACGUGGUCUCCGGUCCCUUGUAAUACGUGCCAGAUUGCUUGAAAAUGAUACGCUAACUCUCAAGGAGGCUACUCAAUGUGCUAGAGCCUUAGAACAGGCUCACUUUCGUGCUGAGUCAUACACUUCUCAGAUUGGAUCAACUGCUGCUACUACCACUAGGACUAAAAAUGUGUUUACUGAUUCUGCCGAGGAGGCCACUUCCACUACUAUUACUAAAAAUAUGCUUUCAGACUUAACUGAUUCUCAUACGGAGUGUGACUCUGUACAAUUGUCUGCUGCCUUUGCUCGUGGCAAGUGCUACAACUGUGGAGGAAAACCUCACUUUAAGGAUAAUCGUCGCUAUUGUCCUGCCCGUGAUAAGAUAUGUCGAAACUGUGGCAAACUCGGUCAUUUUUCUAAAGUUUGCCGUUCUACCAUGCCGGCACCUUCACGUUCUACUUCAGCUAUUAUAGUAGCCCGUGCUAAAGACGAUGAUAGUCUGUUUAUCACCUUAUCUCUCUCUCUGUCUGUUUAUCACCUUAUCUCUCUCUCUGUUUGUUUAUCACCCUCUCUUUCUCUGUCUGUUUAUCACCCUCUCUUUCUCUGUCUGUUUAUCACCCUCUCUCUUUCUGUCUGUUUCCAACUAUCUGUCUAA